Molecule: messenger RNA, 1050 nt
Organism: Dromiciops gliroides (monito del monte)
Lineage: Eukaryota; Metazoa; Chordata; Mammalia; Microbiotheria; Microbiotheriidae
Product: beta-1,4-galactosyltransferase 3-like
Exons: 6
Coding region: 16-1050 (344 amino acids)
Biological process (GO): carbohydrate metabolic process
Molecular function (GO): glycosyltransferase activity
Source: RefSeq, a predicted model, not a curated record
CCUCUUGCCCCCACCAUGGCGGUACAGGGCCGAGUGCUGCUCAUCUUCCUGGGACUGCAGCUGGUGGUGAUGGUGGCCUUGUAUCACCAAGGCUACAGCCACCAGGUCAGCUAUGUCUUGAAAAUCCUGACCAGUAGCAUGCUUAGUACCACACCCAGCUUCCUGACAGUGAAAGAUGUCUACAGCAACCUGGACCAGAUCCAACCCCUGAACCUUUCUAAGGAAAAGCUGCCCACCUGCCCUAAGAUCUCACCUUUUAUCAGUGGUCCCCUGAAGGUGAGCUUCCCACUUGAUCCGACGCUGGAUGAGAUUGCUCAGAAGAACCCACUGGUCCAGCUGGGAGGCCACUAUCAGCCACCCAACUGUGAGGCUCUUCACCACACGGCCAUCGUCAUCCCCUACCGGGCCAGGAGAAAGCACCUGCAUCAGCUACUCUACCACCUGCACCCCUUCUUGCAGAGGCAGCAGAUCCACUAUGCCAUCUAUGUGGUACACCAGGUGGACAAUUACACCUUUAACCGAGCGAAGCUAUUGAAUGUGGGCUUCAAGGAGGCCAUGAAGGAGCAGAACUGGCGGUGUAUUUACUUCCAUGAUGUGGAUCUGAUUCCUGAGGAUGACCGCAAUAUUUAUGGCUGCAGUGCCUUUCCUAUACAUGCUGCAGUAGCCAUUGAUAAGUUCCAGUAUGAGCUUCCUUACCAGACGUACUUUGGGGGUGUGACAGCACUGAGACCCACUCACUAUGUGAAGAUCAAUGGCUUCCCCAAUAACUACUGGGGCUGGGGAGGUGAGGAUGAUGAUAUUGCAUCCCGACUUUUCCUCAAUAAGCUGCUCAUCUCCCGGCCUCCCGCAGUAUUUGGCCGCUACCACAUGCUGAAGCACAGUCAAGACAAAGGAAAUGAGGCCAACCCCGAAAGGUUUAACCUCCUCUCCAGCACCCAUCUGAGGUGGCGUUACAACGGGAUGAAUACUCUGAUCUACAGGUUGCUGUCCAAGGAGCAGACCCCACUCUACACCAACCUCACAGUGAACUUAGGUAUCAAUGACCAUUAA